AUUUUAUUGAUUCUCUAUUAACCAAUCAUUUACAAGGUCAAGGAAUAAAUCCUAGUCAUUGGAAUUUUUACUAAGUAUUUACAAAAUGUCUCUAGUCUUCGGAACUUGUGCUAAAUCAGGAAAUGAAAAUAUUGAUGCACGUUUCUCCAAGGUAUAUUUUUUAUUGUGACUUCAUUCGAAUGAACUACUCUGUUAAAGACAUAUGAACAAAUUGAAUUGUUACUGUCUCAAGCAAAACCUCAACCAAUAUCAUUAUGUGCAAAGGCUGCUGCUAUCGAAGCUUAUGAUCAUUUAAGAUGUCAUCAUUAUAUUCCUGAAGCAGAACAGUUAGUUAAUUUAUUAGCCAGACCACAUAUUAAAGUAAGUUAUUUACACACACAGAGAGAGAGAGGGAUUCAAAUUGUUUUAGUCGUUAUUACUUUGUCAUGAUGGAAUAGCGAAUAAAGCUUAUGGACCAGUUCUACCACAGAUAUCAUCAGAAGUAGAUGAAGAUGAUAUAAGCGUGAAGAUUGUAAAUUUAAUCAAGAAUCAUGAACCACUUGGAGUUACAAUUAAAAUUAAUGAAAGAAAUGGAGCUGUUCUAGUUGCACGUGUUAUGCACGGUGGAGCUGCUGAUCGUACAGAUGCUAUUGAUGUCGGGGAUGAAAUCCAAGAGAUUAAUGGUAUUACCGUACAUGGGCGAGACCCUAUGGAAGUGAUACGAAUGUUGACAACGAUAUCUGGCGAUGUGAAGUUGAAACUGAUUCCAUCUAUUACAAAAAAACAACAAGCAGAAAAAAAUCAAGUACAUGUUCGAGCUUUAUUCUCAUACAGUCCAAGCUCAGAUUCACUAACCCCAUGUCCAGAAGCUGGUCUGGCAUUUUUAAAAGGUGAAAUUCUGCGUAUAGUCAAUUCAGAGGAUCCGAAUUGGUGGCAAGCUGUAAAAGUUGAAUUUCCACUUAGUGGGAUUGUUCCAUUUGUACUGGGUAAUAAUUUAACGCAACCAAGUUUAGGUAGAGCUGGUCUAAUACCAAGUAAAAUGAUGCGAGAAUGGAAAAUGCAGUAUCACUUUAAUUCACUGCAUACAAACGGCGGACAAGAUACACAAAUUCAUGAUUCUCUUUCAUAUGAAGAAGUAGAACGUUAUUUUCCUGAAGAAGGUUGUUAUCGGCCAAUUGUUUUAGUAGGACCAAGUGGUGUAGGAAAGUCCGAAUUAAUUCGUCAAUUAAUUAGUACAGAUCCUGAACAUUUUCGAGAACCAAUCAGAAUAACCACACAAGAACCAAAAUCUGGAGAAGUUCAUGGUGUCGAUUAUUUAUUUGUAACUAAAGACGAAUUCAAUACAUUCAUGGAUGCUGAUUGCCUUAUAGAUCCUUGUGAGACGUCAAAAAAUUGUAUGACAGGAUUAUGUUUAGAUGCAGUAUUAGAAAUUAUUCAAGCUGGUCAAGUGGCAAUUUUUGAAGCAGAUUAUCGUAAUUUAAUGUCACUUAGGACAUCAACAUUGAAACCAUUUAUAAUUUUUGUUAAACCACCAACGUUCGAUGUUUUGCUGGAAACACGACAAAUAUAUAAUCAUAAAAGCAGUAAUUGUAAUACACCAACAAUAAAUGAUACAACUUCAACUGUGGAAUUAUCACCAACACAUUCUGUACCAACUACGCCACAUUUAACUAAUCGUACUAUUAGUGGUUGUUUUACACCUGUAAGGAACUGUCAACAAUGGAGGAAAGUCUCCGGUGAAUUGGGACAAGAGAAGAAAAACACAAUGUCCUCAGCGCCAUCAUUAUCAGCAUCAUCGUCUUUGGAUAAUAUACUGGCUACGGAGAUACAAAAAAAAAUGUCAUUGGCUGAAACACACUUUCAUGAAAUGAUUCAAACAGCAUCUCGUCUCGAAGUAACGCAUGGCCAUUUAUGGGAUUUUGUUUUAAUUAAUGAUGAUUUACCAGUGGCAUUGGAACAAUUAUCUGAAAUGGCUUACCGUAUUGAAACAGAAGCAUUUUGGAUACCGAGAAUUUGGUUAAAUUCAACAAGUAAUGAAUUGAAUUCAGAGAAUAGUCGAUCUUAUGUAGAUGCAUCAGUGAGUACAAUGACCACAACUGCUGUUCAGUAAAGGAUUUUGAUAGGCUGUUGUCUCUUCCCAUUGUUUUUAUUAGGAGGCCAACAGGUGAUUCUGUUUUUAUGUAGGAUUGCAUUUACAUCUGUUCGUAGUUCCAAUUUCUAAUAAUUUAACUGAUUGCCAACUUCAUCACUACCAUUUUUUCAAAGAUAUUUCGAACUACACCUUAACACUCCAAAACAAUUAUUCUACUUACCAUGUAUAUCUUUUCACAAAACUAGUUAUUUCAUGUAAUGAAUUAACUUCUUGGAUAUUUUACUGUAUUCUUUUGCUUAUUUUUAUCACUAAUUUGUGAAAUAAAACCAAUACUUAAUUUG
This is a messenger RNA of Schistosoma curassoni, 2412 nucleotides long. The record is from the annotation of a GenBank genome assembly. NCBI's taxonomy places the organism in Eukaryota, Metazoa, Platyhelminthes, Trematoda, Strigeidida, Schistosomatidae.